Messenger RNA from Drosophila willistoni, 718 nucleotides. RefSeq lists its product as uncharacterized. The record is from RefSeq and is a predicted model, not a curated record. The transcript has 2 exons. Bases 190 to 549 code for a protein of 119 amino acids. Lineage: Eukaryota; Metazoa; Arthropoda; Insecta; Diptera; Drosophilidae.
CAACGUACAGAGCUCAGCUUCAACGCCAAAAUCCAAAAGUUUCAUCCACUCAAAACUCGCGCAAAAUUCAAAGCAAAAAAUAUUGAACAAAAACAAAGUGAAGUGAAACAUAAACACAACUAAUUAAUUAACAAAUUAAGUUAAUAUAAAUAAAUAAACACACACAAACAGACACACACCUAUAUAGAAAUGCAUAGCCAACAAGUUUAUACACUAAGCCUGGCCUGCCUUAUUCUUAGCCUGGCCAUAAUCGAGGCGGCUGUUUACACUCAACCAGCUGUCCGACAUCCAGCACAUCCCGGCAAAUGUUUCGAUAAGUUCACCCGUCGUGCCAUGCUACCCGACAAGGAGUACAAGCCGAAGGGCAUCUGUGCCACAAUGACGUGCAAUUUGGAGGCGGGCGAGAUCUCGAUAGAGACCUGUCCCUAUGUCGAGGCCCCUGGCUGCGAGGAGCUGCCCAGCGAUGUUAACUGGUCAUUCCCGAAAUGCUGUCCACAAUUCAAGUGUGUUGACUUCAAGACUGGCAAGGAGUUUAUUGUAACGCUCUAGAAGAAGUCUUUAGGAGGAAGACGAGCGGAGGAUAUUGAACGUGAACGUGAUUUUACAUAAAAUGUAUUCAUAGUUUUUAUAGUCUUUUUGUAUGAAUCGAUAUGUAUGGGUGUGAACGUGUACUGUGCGUGUGUGUGCAUGUGUGAGUGAAUGAUUCAUUUAACUCUUU